This is a messenger RNA of Macrobrachium nipponense, 4246 nucleotides long. Its product is annotated as focadhesin-like. Gene Ontology annotation, biological process: regulation of post-transcriptional gene silencing. The record is from RefSeq and is a predicted model, not a curated record. The transcript is spliced from 14 exons. Bases 402 to 4064 code for a protein of 1220 amino acids. Lineage: Eukaryota; Metazoa; Arthropoda; Malacostraca; Decapoda; Palaemonidae.
CGUUGUUAAAAGUUGACCUGUGUCGAUAAAGUAAAUUAAUUCAAUUUGGAAACCAAAGUUACGCGAAUGUUAAUCCCAUCUUUGUGAAUUAAUACAGUAAAGAAUAAACCUUAUUUUAUUGAAGUUGAAUAUUUCGUCAUAGCAUGGUAAGAUAAAACCAAUCGCUCCCCGAAAGAGAACUUAGAAUCGGCAACAUUGUAUUGCCUGAGGAACUUAUGCAGUGUUAUGAUGGCCGUUGCGGCUCAACGAAUUGACGGUAGUUAGCUCAGCAGUACCGGCGGGUUCCCAAAAGUGGGUGGGACCUGUAUCACCUACACAAACGAUGGCAGCGCCGCCAGCGCCAGGAAAUUUGAAUUUUUGAUUGCCAGAUUUAUCUGAAGUGAUGUUAUAACUGUCCCACAAUGGAGGAUUAUGAGCAGAAGAUCAAUUCUGGGAAUGUCUUCUUACAGAGUCAGGCAGUCACAAAGCUGCAUUCAAAAGCUUUGGACAACAAGGCAGAUGGGACUUCUUUGUAUGAGUCAGAAGAAGUUAAAUGCCUUUGGCAGACAGCCAACAAGGGAGAUGUCACAGAGGCUACAUUAGCCGUUGAAACAAUAAUCUCCCUGGUUAGAAGUGGGAAUCUACCGAUGCCAGCUACUUUACAAAAUUUCUUAGCUGAUGUUACUUGUGCAAAGUCCCCAGGUGCCCUUGUUCAAGGAGUAACGGAAAUAUUGCUGUUGCUCUCGGUAGCAGAAUCAGAAUCGUCGGAUGGAAAGAUACAGUGUCCUUUUACAGGUCCUCCAAAAGGUGCAACACAUCCAUUUGUUACUCUCAUUACUAAAAGGCCUGAUUUAACAUCAGCUGUUAUAGAAGAAGUAGCCAGUUUAUUGAGACAUCCUGACCCAAAGCUAAGAUCUUGCAGUAUGCUCCAUGUACGACCACUGAUUUUACAUACAUUUUGUUUGACUGAAAAUAUGCUGCCAGUUACACGUCCGCUUUUAUCUCUCAUUGUUAGUGCACAUAACCCAGCUAGUCUAGACUUUAUUCCUCUCCUGUGCAGAGUUCUCACUCUGAUUAAGGGCACCAGCAAGGAUCACAUAGAACGCAAAGUUCUGAUUUUAUCAGCUUUAGCAGAGAUUUCUCUGAGUGACAACUCAACCAGACUUCAGGAAGCUCUUUUGCCCUGCCUUGUUAUGACAAUACCCAUUACUCUGAAAACAGGUCUUGGGACUAGGACGUUAGAACGAUAUAUUAACUCUAUAGCCUCCCGAGUUGGACGAGGAUGUGACAUAACAGUAUGUGCUCUAGCUGAAGCUCUUCCUUCAACAUCUGGGCAGUUGCAAGUUAACUUGCUUAAAUUAGGAGCCACACUUCUCUCAAAUAAGGAUGGGAACCCCCUCAUAGGUGCCAGACUUUUACCAUCUCUUCUCCAGGUACUUUCAGCACCAUGUACUAGUAUCCCUGGUUUAACUACAGCUGCUGCAGCUCUUGUCUCUCUUAUACAAGCAACACCUUCCCAAGUCUCAGCCAAUACUCAGUUAGCAGGAAAUCCUUAUUGGGACACACUCUGUUGCACUUAUUCAAGUUUGGUUUCAUAUAUUCCUGCCUUGGAAUUUUCUGACCGUUUAGUCAGAGAUCCACAGCAGGCAUCUGACUGGCUCAUGAAACUAGCAACAUCUACUAACCAGAUAUCUGUUUUCCACUAUACUAUUGUGACAUCUGUGUUCUUGUAUCAAGGAUCUACUACUCAGUCAGUUCAAGAAGCAACCAGAGUUCUGGAACGUGAAGUGAUGAAGAAGAAAACAUUGUCCCUUGAGGUAUUUCCAAUGAUCUUGUAUCGUUUGGGCCGUGAACCUGACCCGACAACUCGCCUGACAAUUCUUUAUACUCUUCCAUCAUUGGCUGUAAACAAGUUGUGUGUUGCUUUAGUACUGAAAACACUCCUGGCACUUUGGGCAUCUGGGUCUCUGCGUCCGCUUGUUCUACGUCUGGUAUAUGAUCUGUGGACUGUUGAACCAAGAACUUACACCUAUCUUUCCCAGCUGAUCCAUGACAAGUCCAUUAAUAGCAACGAGAUUCAAAUUGCACGUGCUUAUGUAAUUGCAAGUGUUUGCAAGUCAAAACCCUCACAGCAUGGCGAAGAACUCUUGCCACUGCUCUCUGGAUUCCUGAAUGAAUGCAAAGGUGAUAAUGAAAUUGCUCAGACAUUAAUAGCUUUGGAUGGAAUUUAUGAACUUUGCUCAAACAAGAUAAUAGACCUGCGCACAACAUGGCGUGUCAUUGCACCAAAGCUGGUUCGAGAUAGACGGCCUGAAGUUACAGCCAAACUCUGUCAGCUGUUGAGUCUUGUCCCAGAUCUUCAUGUUGCCAGCACUGAAUAUGAAAAAUUCAUCGAAGACACCCUAACUAUUCUUUGGAACUGGGCCACUAACCGCCGCUCCCUUGUAGUGGUUGAGGCAGCUUUUAAAGCUUUAGAAAAAUUCAAUUAUGAGAGUUUUACCUUGAAAAUGCUUCCAAAAUAUGCCAAAGAAGGUCACCAGUUACCUCCUAGUAUGGCAGCAACACCUGUUGAAGCAGCUCGGAAGCCUGAAGACGUACUAAAGUAUAUUCCUUCUCUAGGUUGGAUUAAAUUAAUGAAAGGCUGCCCUGAGUCUCAUCUCAAUUAUAUAGAAUCUUUUAUCAAAUCAUUAGUGGCUCGAGAAGUUGCAGGUCUUCCCAAAGGUAUCUACAUGACAGCUAUUCAAGAAGCUAAGCGAAGAGGUGUCAAGGGUAGUGGUGGUCAGCCAGAACCUCCUUCCUAUAGCUUUUUCAAAGAUUCUUCUGUGUUAAAGGGGUUGAUAAACUUUUUACUUGAAUUUCCAUCAUUAAUGGAUGGUUGUGAAGUUUCAGAAGAAAAGACAAGACUUCUGCAGUGUAGUGUGUUAGUACUAGAAGCCCUUGGCCAAAGUCUUCCUCGGCCAUAUCCAGCUUUGGAUUGGGUGCUACUUGGGAAGGUUCUCACUAUUGCUCAAGCAACAUGCCAUGUUGACUGGACUGCAAAAAUUCGACAUAACAUCUUCAGGAUAUCUGCACAACAAUGUAAUAAGUCACCAUCUGCAAUUGCCCUAAUUAGUCAGUGGCUUGUACCAUCUCCGGCAAAUGGUUUGACAAGAGAAGAUGAGAUAGUUUUGUUUGGUUUAAUGGAACACCUUGGAAGAGGGUUGCCACCAACAAGUUUGCAACCUUUUAUUGCAUAUGUAUUCACACAACGCGUAUCUGACACGUAUCACAUGAAAGCUUUGCUUGAGGCUUUGAAGCCAAAUCUCACAGCAGAUUUUAUCUUCGACACAAAUAGGAAUGUUCUUAGUAAUGCAAUUGAGGGAUUAAAUGAACACAUAGAUCCAGGAAAUAACAUACUGUAUUCAGCUUAUAAAGCAUGUGUUGCAGACUUGCCACAGAAACACAUAGAAAGACUUACUUCACCUUCUCUUUGGUGGGAGGUUACUGAUGAACGCUUAUACAGGGCAGCUGUCCUUCGUUGUCAUGUUGCAGAGCAAGAUCCCGCAGAAAUGGCUUUGCCUUGGCUCAAUGACCUGGUGGAUUCUGCUGCAGGCUUGCCUGGAGAUCGCUCACAUUUGCUACGUGUCAUGUCAAGUACUCUUGUUAUACGUUGUCAGGUGAAAGAAAGCACUACUUGGUUAUUGCAGUUACUUGGAAGGCUUCGAGAUAACUUGAAGAAAAACCCUGGAGACAACCUUGUUGCAGCUCAUGAACAACAACAGAGAAUUUCAUUUUAUUUUGAUCUGUUGGUAAUGGCAAUUGUUGUCUGGUCUGGACUUUGGGCAACUAAUCAUAUGGAAGUCCUUACAGAAAAGCCCACGUUACGUGAUCGAUUACUGCUCCCUUCUCUUGUGACUUUGUCAGGGCAACCUGCUUGGACAAAGACUCUUAAUCAGAUUUUGAACUGGCUGGUGUCAUGUCAUUCAUUACUGCAUAAUUAUGUGUCAUCUCGUUAUCAUUUAGGUUCUCCAACACUUCUCCUAGCAACUUUGAAUCCUGAUCUUACACAAGCUACUUGGAAUAAAGUAAUUUCUUUAUUAAUCUGAACGAUUGACACUGAUGAAGUGUAUUAUCUCCUAGUCUUAACCUUGAAAACAGGGGCACAGAACUGUGCUCUUGACACUUAAUUUUGUUUUAAGACUUGAAAAUAUACAAUGUAAUAUGCAGAUGUAUGAAUAUUCAGCACCUAAUUCCUGAUAAAUAUAUGCCUAUAUGUAAAUGCAUUUAA